Molecule: messenger RNA, 1879 nt
Organism: Boeremia exigua
Lineage: Eukaryota; Fungi; Ascomycota; Dothideomycetes; Pleosporales; Didymellaceae
Product: C-24(28) sterol reductase
Exons: 5
Coding region: 262-1689 (475 amino acids)
Biological process (GO): ergosterol biosynthetic process
Cellular component (GO): endoplasmic reticulum membrane
Molecular function (GO): Delta24(24-1) sterol reductase activity
Source: RefSeq, a predicted model, not a curated record
GGCCCCUGAAAUCAAUCUAGAACUUCCUAAACGGCAAUCAGGCCUGCCGUGAUGUUCUAUUGCCGCGAAAUGACAGUGGACCCAGAUGGGUUGUGUCAGCUCAUAUAUUAGAGUCUUCAUGCCUUCCUCGAGUCUUCCAGCUCUUCAAACACACAGCUCUUGUGUCUGCCUGUUCUAUCAGAGACACCGUUCUCCAUCCAUAUUACGUUACGCUUUAUUGCUCCACAAUCCUAAGGUUCAUUACCGUCCAGUGCAUCCAGCAUGGGGGUGACCACCACGAUCAAGGAUCGGAGCGCGUCUCAUUCGCACACAAGCACAACUCCAGCCUCUUCACAUGAGUCUGAGCAGAAGCCCAAAUACACCGAUGGCGAAUCAGACGAAUUCGAGUUCGGUGGUUCCUUUGGAGCAGCAUCUUUGAUGGUUGGCUUUCCCCUCCUGAUGUGGUACAUGUGGAUUGGAGCAACCUACUAUGAUGGCCAAUUCCCCACGCCAGAAGCCGGCCAAACCUGGGGUGACUUUGCGCACCACAUGGCUCACCUCGUGUACAAAGGAGCAUACCCCACAGCCAAAGCCUGGGCUGUGUAUUGGACCUUCUUCAUCGUCGAGGCUCUGAUGUACUGCUACAUGCCCGGCGUGCUGAGCCAGGGCCGGCCUCUGCGCCACGAAGGCGGCAAGAAGCUCCCGUACUACUGUUCAGCCUACACCAGCUGGUACGCGACUCUCUCCAUCGCCGCUGCACUCCACAUCAUCGGGGUCUUUCCUCUAUACACGCUCAUCGACGAGUUCGGGUCCAUCAUGACAGUGGCGAUCCUCUCGGGCUUCAUCAACAGCAUCAUCGUCUAUGCUCAGGCUGUCUUCCGAGGGAGGACUCAUCGACUGACUGGAUACCCCAUAUACGAUUUCUUCAUGGGCGCCGAGCUGAAUCCUCGGAUUGGCAUCCUGGAUUUCAAGAUGUUCUAUGAGGUCCGCAUUCCGUGGUUCAUUCUGUUCCUCACCACCGCCUCCGUGGCGGUGCGACAGUACGAGGCAUACGGUUACGUGUCGGCGGAGGUGGUCUUCCUGAUGGGAGCACAUUUCCUCUACGCAAAUGGGUGUGCGAAAGGCGAGCAGUUGAUCAUUACAUCCUGGGACAUGUACUUUGAGAAGCUCGGCUUCAUCCUCACUUUCUGGAACAUGGCCGGCGUACCGUUUACUUACUGCCACUGCGCGCUGUACCUGGCCAACCAUGCACCGUCUGAGUAUCGCUGGAACCGACUCUCACUACUGGCAUUCUCCGUCGUGUACUUGUUCAUGUACUGGAUGUGGGACUCGUCGAAUGGCCAGAAGAACUCGUUCCGUCAACAGGAGCGCGGGCAGCUGAUCAAACGCAAGGCGUUCCCUCACAUGCCCUGGACGGUCAUCGAGAAACCCCGCGUCAUCGAGACCAGCGCUGGAGAUCGUAUCAUGGUGGAUGGGUGGUUUGCCAUCAUACGCAAGCCAAACUAUGUUCCCGAUAUGUUCUUUGCCAUGUCCUGGGGUCUCAUUACAGGAUUCAAGAGUCCCUUUCCUUGGUUUUAUUUUGUCUUCUUCAUGGUCAUGAUCAUCCACCGAGCCCGGAGGGACAUUGCAAGGUGUCGCAGAAAGUACGGAGACGCCUGGACUCAGUACGAGAAGGAGGUCCCCUAUCUUUUCAUUCCAUACGUCAUCUAGUGCGGCCCUUGGAAUUGGUCCUGAGAGCAUAAUAUCGAGAUGCCGAGUCCACAAGUUCAUUUUCAGUUUCGCAGGAGAUGCAGAUGGAGCAAAGCAGAUGAUCUUAGAGGUGGUGCAUCUCAAUGAUGCUCUCACAAGAAAAGCUGGGAUAUGCUUAGAAUCCGUCAUAGUGGUCAGCCUGCAAGAAAUA